Mirounga angustirostris (Northern elephant seal) is the source of this 1629-nucleotide messenger RNA. It is a transcript of the gene NRN1, whose product is annotated as neuritin 1. Gene Ontology annotation, biological process: neuron projection extension; nervous system development. NCBI's taxonomy places the organism in Eukaryota, Metazoa, Chordata, Mammalia, Carnivora, Phocidae. The transcript is spliced from 3 exons. Gene Ontology annotation, cellular component: plasma membrane. Bases 233 to 661 code for a protein of 142 amino acids. The record is from RefSeq and is a predicted model, not a curated record.
AACCAUUCCCAGCUCUUCCCCCCUCUCUCUCUCUCUCAGCCUCUCUCUCUCUCUCUUUCUCUCUCUCUCUUCCUCGCUCCCUCUCUUUCUCUCCUCCCUCUGCCUUCCCCGUGCAUAAAGUCUCCGUCGCUCUUGGAACUUGUUGGCAAUGCCUAUUUUUCAGCUUUCCCCCGCGUUCUCUAAACUAACUAUUUAAAGGUCUGCGGUCGCAAAUGGUUUGACUAAACGUAGGAUGGGACUUAAGUUGAACGGCAGAUAUAUUUCACUGAUCCUCGCGGUGCAAAUAGCGUACCUGGUGCAGGCCGUGAGAGCAGCGGGCAAGUGCGAUGCGGUCUUUAAGGGCUUUUCAGACUGUUUGCUCAAGCUGGGCGACAGCAUGGCCAAUUACCCGCAGGGCCUGGACGACAAGACAAACAUCAAGACCGUGUGCACAUACUGGGAGGAUUUCCACAGCUGCACGGUCACAGCCCUUACGGAUUGCCAGGAAGGGGCGAAAGAUAUGUGGGAUAAACUGAGAAAAGAAUCCAAAAACCUCAACAUCCAAGGCAGCUUAUUCGAACUCUGCGGCAGCGGCAACGGGGCGGCGGGGUCCCUGCUCCCGGCGCUCCCCGUGCUCCUGGUGUCUCUCUCGGCAGCUUUAGCGACUUGGCUUUCCUUCUGAGCGCGGGGCCGGCUCCCCCCGCGCGCCCACCCACACUCACUCCAUGCUCCCGGAAAUCGAGAGGAAGAUCCAUUCGUUCUUUGGGGACGUUGUGAUUCUCUGUGAUGCUGAAAACACUCAUAUAGGAUUGUGGGAAAUCCUGAUUCUCCUUUUGAUUUCGUUUGAUUUCUUGUGUUUCAUUUGCCAAACGUUACCGAUCAGUGAGCAAGCAAGCACAGCCAAAAUCGGACCUCAGCUUUAGUCGGUCUUCACACAAAAAUAAGAAAACGGCAAACCCACCCCAUAUUUUUUUUUAAUUUUUAAUUUUUAUUUUUGGCACAAGAAUCUCAGGAACGGCCCUGGGCCACCUACUAUAUUAAUCAUGUUAAUACAUGACAAAUGAUGGGCUCCUCCUAAUAAGAAAGAGAGGAGAGGAGAAGGCCAGGGGAAUGAAUUCAAGAGAGAUGUCCACGAGGAAAGCAUAUGGUGAAUAACUCACGCUCACGUCUUUCUUCCACAGUAUCUUGUUUUGAUCAUUUUCACUGCACAUUUCUCCUCGAGGAAAGUGAAAGGACAGAUUGUUGGCUUUGUGGUUUAAGGAUAGGAGGGAGAGAGGGAAGGGAUUGAGGAAAUCUCGGGUGUCUAGGUAAAGGCUUCCAGAAGAAUCGCUGCUAAAGUCACUGAGAGGUUAAGCUUUACCUGCUGUUGUCGAUGCAUCUUUCCAAGUCCACUGCCUUUAUUUUCCCUCUUGUUUUAGCUGUUACACAUACUGUAAUACCUGAAUAUCCAACGGUAUAGAUCACAAGGGGGGGGGGUGUUAAAUGUUAAUCUAAAAUAUAGUUAAAAAAAGAUUUUGACAUAAAAGAGCCUUGAUUUUAAAAAAAAAGAGAGAGAUGUAAUUUAAAAAGUUUAUUAUAAAUUAAAUUCAGCAAAAAAAAAGAUUUGCUACAAAGUAUAGAGAAGUAUAAAAUAAAAGUUAUUGUUUGAAA